CCCAUCCCAAUGUAAGCUAGUUUUCUUUUCGUUUUCAAUUGUUUUCAACUUCUCGCUCGUUUCGUCUAGUACAUCGUCGGGCUUGACGCCAUUGAAUUCGUUUUUUUCUCGUAGGGCCGGGUUGCCUUCUGUUCAACUGUACUAUCAAUUUAAUAAUUAUACUAUUCCGCAAGUCGGAUCAAGAAAAGCCUUGGAUUGUAUUUUAUUCCUAGAAAAAUGAUGAAAAUGAAUCAACACCGAAGAUCAAGAGAACAAUACCGCACACUCCCCGUCGUCCACGAAGAAGACCACGAUGACUCAAGCAGCACAGACGUCGACCUCGAGGCGCUCGACCUAAACGAGAAGGACUAUAUGCAUGGAGCGACGGCGGCGCGAAUGGGAAAGGAAGAAAAGAAGAGCGAUCUACUCUCUAUACUGAAAGAAUACUGGUGGUUGGUCGACACAUUCCUUCUACUGGUCAUCAUCGUCCUCGUCCUAGGAAAUAGCUGGGGACCGCGCGGGAAAAUCCAUUUCUGGGAGGGCGCAGGUGAUUUGACCGGGUUCGCUCCGGAGUUUUCGCAGAAAAUCACGACCUUCUCCCCGGAUCCGGAAUUUGUGCCGGAGAACACAUCCGCAUUCUUUUCGGAUGAGACCAAACAAAAGUGGCUGGAUCUGGUGCCGAAGGGUCUAGGUUACCUUGAGAUCAAGAAGCCCGAGGACUUUGACAACCUCCCUGCUCAAUUGAACUCCUACCCGGAUCAAUUCGUCGUAACCUCUGCGAUGACGCAUCAGCUACACUGCUUGUACGCUAUUGCUGAAGCCUACUCAGCACUUACCUCAGACACCAGUAGAGUGCCCAAAGAAACACCAUGGCACCUAACGCACUGCUUCGAUUACUUGCGACAGAGCAUAAUGUGCUGCGGUGAUGUCGCUCUUGAGGGAGAACAGACCACGUUCCCCGCAGGUUUCGACGGAAGUGACGGAUGGGAUGCUAAGCAUGUGUGUAAGAACUAUGAAGAGAUAUACGAUUAUCUUGAAGAGAAUCGCGCCGACGAUAAAGAGUGGAUAUAGGUGAAUUUUCAUAAUAAAAUACAAUGAAUUCCUUGGCAAUUAUUGAAGCUCCUAUGAUUCGGGGGCUCUUGUCAUAAAUAUUAGCUUUGGUUUCCUCCUUGCGGCGAAUUCUUUCCCGGUGUCGAAUCUCAUUUCUUCGAUUUCCACGCGAAAUCCGCAUUUCUCGUAGAGUCGCCGUGCUACCGGAGUACCCUCGACGACUGACUAUAGAGCAUG
This is a messenger RNA of Hypoxylon trugodes, 1266 nucleotides long. RefSeq lists its product as uncharacterized. The transcript has 3 exons. Gene Ontology annotation, biological process: mycotoxin biosynthetic process. Bases 217 to 1050 code for a protein of 277 amino acids. The record is from RefSeq and is a predicted model, not a curated record. Lineage: Eukaryota; Fungi; Ascomycota; Sordariomycetes; Xylariales; Hypoxylaceae.